AUGUCAGGUGGACCCGUGCCCAUUUGGAAGAAGUAUACAAGUGGAUCUAACGGAAUAUGGGAAAAGGUUAGACAAAUAUUUGCACUUGUCCCCAACAGAUCUUCUGGUAACCCAGUGGUGAAAUAUUUUAGAGCUGUUCCACCAGGAGCCAGAGUGGAAGAAGCAAAUCAAUAUAAAGAUCCAUUCACUGUACCAGCUGGUGAUAUUAAGGGGAACAACUAUUUUGAUAGAGAUUACAGAAGAAACUACCCACAAUUGCAUGCCUUUGAUCAAACCAAAGUUUCAGGGUUAUUAAGUUUAGGAAGUGCUGCCAACUCAAGAGUAAGUGUUGGAGAGAAGGGGAAGAAGGAACUUGCUGCAUUUUCUGAACCAGUUAGUUUGUCCACAACUUUGACUCAAGGAUCAAUUCCUGUUGAUGUUAUUAAUGGAGAAUUAUUAGGCUCUUCUGGUGAACCAAUCUCUGCUCCUUCUAGAACACAUGUUAAAUGGACCAUUUUACAAGAAGCACAACAUGGUAUGUAUGCUGACAAAUAUCCAUGUCGUAUAUUUACUGAUGUUAAGAACUGA
Molecule: messenger RNA, 567 nt
Organism: Lizanozyma spartinae
Lineage: Eukaryota; Fungi; Ascomycota; Pichiomycetes; Serinales; Debaryomycetaceae
Gene: NUO2
Product: Nuo2p
Exons: 1
Coding region: 1-567 (188 amino acids)
Source: RefSeq, a predicted model, not a curated record